CUCUACGUUUCUAGGGCAACGGAGGGCGGGGGGGAAGCAUCUUUUGAAGAGCGCAUGCGCGCAGCAAAAAAAAGGCUCCUCCCCGUGCACGGGUGUUUAGAAAAAGCUUGUUGGUUAGGAUUCAGGAUAGCUUCAAUAUGUUCACAGAGGAACACGGAGGAGAGGAAGGAGGCAGUGGAGGAGAUGGGAGAAGAGCAGGAGACAGAGGAGGAGGAGGAGGAGAAGGGGACAACUCCAGGAACAGGAGACCAAAGAAAAGACAGAGUGCGCGUGACAAUGCUGAGGAGGGAACAGGAAGAGACGAGGAUGAGGAAAGCGCCACGGGACGGAGGAGAAGAUCACAACAAGAGCGCAGACAGACGGAAGCAGCAGACAAGCAACAACAGUGGGGAACGGAAGGGGAGAGAGCAGGAGUGGAAGGAGAGGAGAAAGCGCAGCAGUUGCUCCGAUCCCUGCAAGGGGCAACAGCGGAGGCACUCAUCACAGCAAUUAGUACCGAGCUUAUGGAUGCCGAAAUCAAGGAACAGCGAGAGCAGGAAUGCCUCCAACAACGGGAAGCGCGCCCAGAGGAUAGAAGCGCGCAGGCCCAGUUGGCGGUCGCAAGGGCACAGAUCGCAGAGCAUCGGUGGCGAAUCCUCACGAUCAGAGAAUAACUGGAAGUCAUGGAGCGAGCAGCAGCAGCAAUGGUGAUGGGAGCAGCGGAAGGGAGCAAGAAGCAGGGAGCAGACGGGAACGAGCAGAAGCCAGCACCGCCAGAACACAGGGGAGAGCAGGUCCGAACAGACAGAGGAGGGGGAAAAGGGGACAGCACGGGGCAACCAGAAGGAGAAGAGCGCAGGCAACCGGACGGAUGUCACGGGAAAGAGAAGCCACGGAGAAAAGGAGGCACAACAGGAGAAACACGACAAGAGGCAGGGAGCUCAUGAGCACACGGCAUGGCAGUGACAGCGCCAGAGCCUGCCAUCGAUGACCAAAGUAGGCCCGCACCUCAUGACCAAGAGGGGGCGGGGAAGCAGGAAGGGAGGAAGGAGCACGAACGGCCCAGCAGAGAUGGCCCUCGUCUCCUGGAACGUGAGAGGGAUGCAGACGCGAGCGAAGAGAGAAGAGAUCCUGACCGCCCUCAAGAGCUCGGGAGCAGAUGUGGUGGUGCUCCAAGAGACGUGGCUUGCGACAGAUAGGCAGCGCAGCCACACCCAGAGGUGGUGGCACAAUAUAGGGCCAUCCUUCUGGAGCUACGAGCCCACAGGAAGAGCAGGAGUCACAGUCCUAUUUAGAGUGACGCAAGGGCACCCAUGGCACGUCGACAGAGUGCAGGAGGCGGAGCCGGGGCACCUGCUCAUGAUAGACUUCUCACUGCCUCAACCAGGCAGCAGCAGCAGCACCAUCAACGCAGAAGGCAGCAGCAGCAGCAGAAGCAAAGGCACCGCUCAAGGGCAGAAAGGGUUUCGGCUGUGCGCGCCCACCUCAGUGGCAGGGAGGAGGAAGUUGUGGAGGCUCUUGCACUUGUACGGGGACACGAGUAAAGAGCUCAUGGUGGCCGGAGCUUUUCACAACCGCUCCAGGCCGGCGGACAGAUGGAAAGGAACCAGCCAGCAGCCACAGGCAAGCCAUGACAGAGCGCUUACCGGCAAAGAGACGCUCAACAAGUGGCUUGAUGGGAAAGGGCUCGCAGACGUCGCCCUAGCAGUGCCCAACAGCAUGGGGUUCAUCCCACCCACCACGGAAGACCGGAAGAGAUGGCAGCAGCAACAGCAGCAACAGCACGGGCAUCAUCAACGCGAGGCGGAGGAAGAACAGCCACAGGAACGCAUAGGAAGAGCGAUAGCAGCCGCAGUGACGCCGGUGAGGAUGGACAUGCCGCACUACACUUGUCGUCAUCCAAGCGAGGACACCGUCAACUGCACAGACCGUGCGUGGAUGUCCCAACAGUCAUGGGCAGUCACAGCCUGCCGGAUCAUGCUGUCCGUUUGGUCUACCCAUGCCACGAUCGGCGUGGGGCUGCGCCGGACCAGAGAGCAUGAGAACGGAAGAGAGGGUGAAGCAGAGGGCCAGACAAGGAAGGAGGAGGAGAAGGGCAACAGCGAGAGAGGCACCCGCAACUGAACCAGCAACGGACAUGGAGGCUAAGAGGAGCAGACCUCGACGCUAGCGAGGAGCUCCGGGAAACACUGGAAGCGCAGCUGGGCAUGAUGGUAUCCCUCCUGCCCGCCUUCCGGGAGUAGCUGCUGACGUGGUGGGAGGAGCUGAAGUGGAGCAUUGCAUGGCAGUGUCAGCAGCACGCGCGACGCAGGGCUCAGAGGCAGCUGUGCAAGCAGCACCAAGCCGUCUACGCACUGCUCCGGAGCCAACGACAGAGGGACAUAGGACCGCCACAUCAACCACAGCAGCCAGAUGAAGGCACUCAAGCAGCCAGACAGCACCUCCUUCGGCUCCAAGAAGAGCAGAGAGCGCGGAGGGUGCGCUGGCGGCAAUGUCGCAGCAGGGGGCCGAUGCUGGAGGAGGAAGAGGAUGGAGCGGAGAAAGGGAUAGCGGAAGGAAACCGGAGACCAUGGGGCACGGGAAAGCUCAUGAAGGAACAAAGGCAGGAGAUGGAGCGGCCCAUCGAAAGCGCAGAAGUGAGCGCAGCCAUUGCCAGGGGAAGAGGACACUCGGCGCCUGGACCAGACAGACUCCCCUGGCGGUUCUACCAAGUCUUCAGCACGUUACUGGCGACACCGAUGACAGCGCUGUAUAAUCAUCUCCUCGGGAAAGGGGCACCAAAGAAAAGGAAAGCGAAUAUCGGGAACACCAUAGAGGAUGGAGGGACACUCUGGCACAGCGUAUUGGUCUUCUUCCCAAAGGCAGGAGACCCUACACUCCCCAGCAACUGGCACCCCAUCGUCCUGACAAACGUGGAUUACAGGAUCCUGGCGUCCGUCCUCAACCAGCGCUUGGCGGCAGUCGCGAAGCAGCUGGUGCGCCCCGCACAGACCAGUGCAGUGCCCGGCCACGACAUGACCAACUCCUGGUGCCUGCUGCGCGAAGUCUUCACCACAGCAGGCAGGAAGGGGAAGACAGGGAGAUCAGAAAACACCGAGCACAGAGGAGGAACGGCCGAAGGCGAACGCCCCAGCAACAGAGACAACGAUGUCAGCGGAGUGACAAGGACAGCAACACCGAUGCUCAUGCAAAUCGAUCAGGCCAAGGCCUUUGAUCGCGUGCAGCACACCUACCUGUGGGCCGUGCUCCGAGCAAAAGGCGUCCCCGCAGGAUUCAUCGGAGACAUACAAUAGCUCUACGCAGGGGCCACAGCGACGCCGCAGAUCGAUGGGCAGAAGGGCGCAGCAUUCCCCGUGAAGGCAGGCAUGCGGCAAGGAUGUCCACUGAGCCCAUUGCUUUACGUGAUCGAGCUUGACCCAGCGAUCGUGCUCAUCGAGAAAGAAGAGAGCAUACGGGGGUUCGCAGCACAGGAAAAAGGAAACGGACAGUCCUCAGCAGCCACAGGAGCAACAGCACAGGCCAAGUGCAUCGCGCACGCAGACGAUCUGAUGGUAUUCGUGCAGAGCCGGGAAGAGGCAGGCACAGUCUGCGCCAUCUUCGACUGGUUCGGCCAAGCCCUGGCCCCACCUCCAAUGUCCACAAGUUGCAUGCGGAUGUCUGAGACAGGGAAAUGUGUGCAGACCUCUAUGCACAUAGGCUUCCAUAGGAACUGGAAUUCUGUGCUCCUAUGGAAGUAUACAUAUGCAAAGUCUAUUCACACACGCCUCCCUGGUUCAAGCAUCCACACUCAACCCAUGGAUAUUGGAGGCAGGCCAAGGAGCUGCAUACCUACUCCUUUUUAACAGCCAUCUAAGCUAGCAGUCAUCAUCACACCAUCCUGUGGCAGUGAAUUCAGUCUAUAUUUGAGGCCUCCCAGAAUAGUCUUGAAAGUGGUCCAGCACUUUGUCUAAAUUGUUAUUCCAGCAAUAUCAAACUUCUCCAAACUUCAUUUACAUCAUUUGGCAGCCUUUGAUAUAUUGAUCAUGAGGUUUUACUGAGGCAAUUGGCAGGUGCCUGAGGGAGGCUUUUGAGUAGUGACUUCCAUUCAUUUCUGGGAGAAUAAUCAGAAUGGUCAUGUGCAGCAGCUCAUUAUCUCUUUGGAGCUUUCAUUAUGGAGCCCUGCAUACUUUCAUCCUGAAUACAGCUACAUUGCCAUGUGCCUGCCCAUGAAGAGAAAUUAUACUAUAUAUAGUCAAUCAGAACAUGCUUAGUGUAGACCCAUUGAAGUCCAUUGGUUUCAAUAGGUCUACUCUGAGCACAGCUAACAUUGGAUAUCGUCCAUAGUAAUUAGGAGCUACAGAUAUAUAUAGUAUAUAUGUGUGUAAUAUAUAUUAAAACAUAUAUAAGAAAUAAUGUACAUUAUAUAUAUAUAUAUAUAUAUAUAUAUAUAUAUAUAUAUAUAUAUAUAUUGAUCUGCAUGCCCAGUGGUUGGGGAUGAUAAAAGUUGAGAGUCUAGCAUCUAGAGGGCCACUUAUUCCCCUUCCUGUCUAUAGACAUUUAGAAGUCCCCAAAUGUACCCCUCCUUACCCUUGCCCCUCUUCCCCUUUCCUCAGCUAAUUUCAGUAUUGCCUCUUGUAGAUUGUAAGCUCCAAAAGGCCUAAUGGUAGAGCCAGCUUCAUAAUUUUGCCAUCCCAGCAAGCCUUUCUCCACUUGUCUGCCUAUUGCCUCAUUUGCUCCAAAUGCUCAUUACCUUUCUAGCCACUGCCAGUUCUCAGACCAGAAUUCCUGGUAUAUUUGCAGUCAAAUAUUUUAUUUGUAGUUUAUUCCAUUUUUAAUAUAUUUUGUAUUUUAUUAUUUUAAAUCACUUCUAGAACCUUCACACUUUGAGUGGCAUCUCAAAGCUUUAAACCAGCUUUGUACCAGACUUUUAAAUAGAUGUAUAACAAAAAACCCUAACCAACGAAAGUCUAUUGAUUUGAAUGGGUCUGUUCUAAAUAUGACUAAUGCUGGAUGUUACACAAUAUGUAACGUAGGCAUGUUAAUUUUGUCUUAUUGUCAGGCAGAACAGGUGCCAUAUAAAUAUUUUAAAUAAAUGAUUAAGUUGCCUUGAAAUUUGGAGAAUACAAAUAAUAAAAAAAUCAGAUUUGGGGUAUUUGUGUAUGGAUGUGUGU
Molecule: messenger RNA, 5129 nt
Organism: Rhineura floridana
Lineage: Eukaryota; Metazoa; Chordata; Lepidosauria; Squamata; Rhineuridae
Exons: 2
Coding region: 967-2103 (378 amino acids)
Molecular function (GO): catalytic activity
Source: RefSeq, a predicted model, not a curated record